CUUCAUAUAUCUAUAUGAACACACCCACCACUGAUAUAUAUGUAUAUAUGAUCAACACACCCACCACAAAUAUAUAUAUGUAUAUAUGAUCAACGUACAUACAUUCACUUUUACGGAUAUGCCUACGAAUAUGUCAGCGUCAGCAUACAUGUCUUUCGGAAGGAUUAUUACAGACACGUUCUCCUAAUUAAUUUUUCUGUUGUUUUUUUUUAAAUUUUAUUUUAUUUUAUUUUAUUUAUUUUAUUAUUAUUAUUACUUUUUUUUUUGUUACGAAGUUUUUUCGUGAGGAUAAAAUUGGAUUUAAAAAGAAAAAAAAAAGGGAAGAAAAUAAGCCUGCCAUUCGAAAUGGAAGAAUAACUGUAGUUACUAAACAAUCAAAAUACACACACAUACACACAUAUAUAUGUAUAUAUAUAUAUAUGCAUAUAAACAAAUACAUACAUAUACACGUUACACAUAAAUAAACAUAUAGAUACAUACACAGGUUACACACUCACACACACAACACACACACACGCACAUAUACAUAUAUAUUAUUUAUUAUUAUCAUCGGCGAUAUUUUUGUAAAUGCAUUUUUUGAAGUUUCACGUAUAUUUUGGAAUUACAUACUAAAAAUGAAAGUUCAUAAACUCAGCCUUGACACCGUCUCCUUGGUAAUACUCAUCUGUGGGUUGGUGCCAGGAGUUUUGGGGCAGACUGAUGAUAACCCUAAAGUUAUAGCAGCAACAUUCUUCAUCACUAUCCUUUUUGUUUUGGUUCUUGGUGCGAUUGUUUGGUGUAUUCUGAGAAGAUACCAAAGAGUUAAACAAAUGAGAAAAUCUCCCAGAGGAAAACCUCUUGAUAACCCAGCAUUCUCAGAUAACAUUGACAGCAUUCAGGUAGAUGAAGGGGUUUCUGAAUCAAUUAAGGACCACCACUCUCCAAACAUGACCCUCGCUUCAUAUAAUGGUCCAAGCUCUCUAAGCAUGAAAGACUGGAAUUCACUUCCCAAAGUGCAGUUUGCUGGCACCGAGUAUGGCUCAUAUGGCUCUCUGAAUAGCUUUUUGCAAGAGCCAGAAGUUAUAAGUGCGGAUUUGUUAAGCCAGGAUUUCACUGGUCUUGGUUUCAACAUAUCAGGUAAUAUGAGAAAUGGGAUAUAUAUUGAUGAGGUAAGAAACAGAGGACCAGCAAAGGAAUCAGGGAAGUUAAAAGCCGGUGACUUAAUCAAGGAAGUUUCAAUAUCAUUCAAAAAUAUUGUUUUCAAGGACGCUCUCGCCAUCUUAGGAUAUGCCUCUCCUUACCCAGUUAAAGUCACUGUUGAAAAACAGAAGGCAGUACCAAAUAGACCAAUCAUUACGAAGGCUCCCAUUUUGCAUCCUGUUCUUCGUAGUCACUCAGCAAAUGAUCUCUACGAAAUUGUUAAGGAACCACCACCAAAAGUACCCUACAACGAAUUGAAAGUUCGAGGAAAAAGUCCAUCUAUAGUCAAAAUGCGUGGUUCUACAAAUAGCAGUCUCUUCAAUUCUGAGAGUGAUAUAUCACUAAGCCCGGGUACAUUAGAAGUAGUAGUCCAUUCGGAUAAAGAAAGGGAUGGCAAAUUUGAUAAAGAGAAAAAAAUUCUGCCAGAAAAAGACAAUCUGGUAAAUUCACAAAACCUACGCUUUCCUUCUCUGGCUUCACAAGCCGAUAGAAACGUAGACGGCAGGUUAAGAUCCAGAGAAGAUAUUUCAAAUAUCGAUGACAAAAUGGAUUUGCAGUUUUCCAAGUAUGAUAAAGAAUUUUUAGAUUUGAAACACGAAGCAGAAGAAAAAUCAACGGGACUAGAAUUGGAAGUCCCAGAUAACGAAAGAAAACGCUCUCUAAAUUCAGAAAGUGAAUUUGCAGAACUAGAAAGAAGUAUACGUUAUUCAGCUCAUUUUUCUGAAUUAUAUGAUAAAAUAAAUGACAAGAGUAAUAUACCACGCUUCAAUCCGGAGAAACUGUCUAGUAAUAAAACACCUAUCGAAGACACAAUCUCUGUGGCAACAAAUCAGACUGCUAUGUCUCAAAAUCCAAACAUCAGAAAGGACAUACCAAACAAAAAUAUCACAAAUGGAAUUAUACCUGAUAAUCUAUCAGUGGGUAACGAUUUUACUGAUGUUAAGCCUUUUAGUUUAAAUUCUGAGACUGUUUUUAAGGAAAACCCAUCUCUGGAAGCAGAGAUCACACCAAUUAAAAAGGAUGUUUCUCUCAAGUCCCCUUUUAAAAAUCCCUCAGAAAUCCCUUCCUUUGACGGUAAUUUUACCGAUUUGAAUGAAAUACAAGAACCUAAAACAGAUAUGGCACAUUUUAAAUCUUCUACAGAAAACUUAUUUACAAUGCCUGUAAAAUUCGUUAGAAAAGAGGAUGUCGUAGAAAAUAGUUUUAGCAAAUAUAUUGCAGACAGUGACAGCGAUGCCUCUGAUUCUGAGAUGAUGAAAAUACCAAGCCAUGACGAAACUGCGAUCAUACAGUUAGAUCCACCUGACAUUCCCACCAGAAUGGAACUAACAAAAGAUCAUGACGUGAUAAAUCUACCCAGUAGAGAUCUUCAAAAUAACGUUGACCUCCAUCUAUCUUCGGAUGAACUGGAAACUAAUGAAGAUGAUUCUGUAGUAAAAAGGGCUAAAGGUUUAUUAUCGACAGACGACAAUUUUAAGAAUAAGAUUUGGGACCGAAACCAUGAUUCAGAAAACAAUGUAGACACUAGCUUUCCUAUGCCAUUGUUUGGUGACGAUGAGUUUAGUAUACAGUCGCUUAUAAAAAAACCCACCAAAGUCACAAGUUUGAAACUGGAUGAGAGCACAGGCAGUUCAUCUUCAACUGAUAUGAAUUUUGAUACUUUUGGAAAUAAGAAAAAUGAGCAUGUUAAAGAUGAAGAUAAAAAAUUUGGGGUAGAAAUUAAUGAAAGUGAAAACACAGGUUAUAAGACACGAAACCCAAUGCUUACUUCACCAUUUAUAACAGGCUUUUUACGCCUAGAUGACAAUUCCUCCUUAAUGAGCGAGACUGACGAUUCAUAUUCUCCCAAAUUAGCUGCUAAGAAAUUUCAUACUUCUGAAGCCUCACCAUAUCACUCAGACAAUGAUUCUAUUAAAACAGAUUCAGCAUUAAAAUUUUCAAACCAUGACAUGACGAUUGAAACCGAUACAAAAUUUACUCUGAACGAAUCCAGCGACUCCAAUAUAAACAGUUUCAUCAAAGAAGACAUGACGUCCAAUAGUAAACCUAAUGUUUCAGAAACCACAACAGAAGCAGGCAAUACAGACUUUAAUUCACCUAAUAGUUCAGAGACCAAAGGAAAACAGCAGGAUGGAUUUUUCAGUAAAGCAAUAAAAAAAGUGCAAGGUAUUUUGCAUACUGAGUCUCCAGCUGACGUGUCCAGCACUCACAGGAAUCAUUCAGAUAUAAGCUUGGAUAGUUCACAAGAGAACAAUCCAGAUUUAUCUGAUCGCAACAUUUCUCCUCGUGACAUACAUAUAUCAACCGACAGUGAUGAAGAACACAACAAGAAAGACGAGGCGUUUUUUGAAAUGACGGAAGACGAACAAUCAACUGACACACAAAGCUUGUCUCCAAAAAGUACGCUGACAAACCCGAUUUCUUUAAAAAUAUCCACUGGCAACGACGAAUUACUGCCAACUUCCCUAGAAGCACAUAACGAUACAACACUAAAUCAUUUAGAUGGAGAAGACCAUCGAGAGGAUGCUUCCUCACCUCAAACUGUUGACACCAGCCGUAUUGUUUCUUCGUGGUCGGAAAUCAAUGAAGAUAACUUGAAAGCUGCUUCCGAUAAGCAUUUGAAAUUUAACGGAAAAGACUUAUCCCCAGCCUCUGAGACUUUAUCUCGUCCUUCAUUUUCUGAUUCAAAUUUCUCAGUGUCGUCAGACGAGACUAAAACAAACCCAGCCAAGUUAGAAAUUCUAAAUAUUACUACUCCAGCGAAGUUUGAACCGCGACCAAUUACCAUCUCAUACAACACUUCUAAUCAUGACACUCAUGAUAACGAUACCGUAACAUCAACAGACUCUAGCUGGGAUAGUCAUGACACGUCAUCGUUUGACCCCUUUUAAGAAUAGCCACCUGUACGUCAAAUGACAUUGACAUUGAUAACCCAUCCUCAAAAUAACAACAACAACAACAAAAACAAAAAC
This is a messenger RNA of Octopus sinensis (East Asian common octopus), 4151 nucleotides long. RefSeq lists its product as uncharacterized. Gene Ontology annotation, molecular function: protein binding. Lineage: Eukaryota; Metazoa; Mollusca; Cephalopoda; Octopoda; Octopodidae. Bases 615 to 4070 code for a protein of 1151 amino acids. The record is from RefSeq and is a predicted model, not a curated record. The transcript is spliced from 6 exons.